Molecule: messenger RNA, 4758 nt
Organism: Equus caballus (horse)
Lineage: Eukaryota; Metazoa; Chordata; Mammalia; Perissodactyla; Equidae
Gene: POFUT1
Product: protein O-fucosyltransferase 1
Biological process (GO): Notch signaling pathway; protein O-linked glycosylation via fucose; regulation of Notch signaling pathway
Cellular component (GO): endoplasmic reticulum
Molecular function (GO): peptide-O-fucosyltransferase activity
Source: RefSeq, a predicted model, not a curated record
GCGCCCCUCCUCCUCUCCCCGCCUCCGCGCCGCGGCGCGCUCGGGCUUCGGAGCCGAAAUGGGCGCCGCCGCGUGGGCAUCGCCGCCCCUGCCGCUACGCGUAUCUCUCCUGCUGCUGCUUCUGCCGCUCCCGGGGCUGCCCGAGGGCUCCUGGGACCCGGCAGGUUACCUGCUCUACUGCCCAUGCAUGGGGCGCUUUGGGAACCAGGCUGAUCACUUCUUGGGCUCCCUGGCAUUUGCAAAGUUGUUGAACCGCACCCUGGCUGUACCCCCUUGGAUUGAGUACCAGCAUCACAAGCCUCCCUUCACCAAUCUCCAUGUGUCCUACCAGAAGUACUUCAAGCUGGAGCCCCUCCAGGCCUACCAUCGCGUCAUCAGCCUGGAGGACUUCAUGGAGAAGCUGGCACCCACCCACUGGCCCCCUGAGAGGCGGGUGGCAUACUGCUUUGAGGUAGCCGCCCAGCGAAGCCCUGAUAAGAAGACGUGCCCCAUGAAGGAAGGAAACCCCUUUGGCCCAUUUUGGGAUCAGUUUCAUGUGAGUUUCAACAAGUCGGAGCUUUUUGCAGGCAUUUCUUUCAGUGCCUCCUACAAAGACCAGUGGAUCCAGAGAUUUUCUCCAAAGGAACAUCCAGUGCUUGCUCUGCCAGGGGCCCCAGCCCAGUUCCCCGUCCUAGAGGAACAUAGGCCGCUCCAGAAGUACAUGGUAUGGUCAGAUGAGAUGGUGAGAACAGGAGAGACGCAGAUCCGUACCCACCUCAUCCGGCCGUACGUGGGCAUUCACCUGCGCAUUGGCUCUGACUGGAAGAAUGCCUGCGCCAUGCUGAAGGACGGGACUGCAGGCUCCCACUUCAUGGCCUCUCCACAGUGCGUGGGCUACAGCCGCAGCACAGCGGUCCCCCUCACCAUGACCAUGUGCCUCCCCGACCUGAAGGAAAUCAGGCGGGCCGUGAAGCUCUGGGUGAAGGCACUGAAUGCCCAGUCGGUCUACAUUGCUACGGAUUCUGAGAGUUAUGUGCCUGAGAUCCAGCAGCUCUUCAAAGGGAAGGUGAAGGUGGUGAGCCUGAAGCCUGACGUGGCCCAGAUUGACCUAUACAUCCUCGGCCGAGCCGACCACUUUAUUGGCAACUGUGUCUCCUCCUUCACCGCCUUCGUGAAGCGGGAACGGGACCUCCAGGGGAGGCUGUCCUCUUUCUUUGGCAUGGACAGUCCCCCUCAGCUGCGGGACGAGUUCUGAUCCUGGCUAGAGCACAUCACCAGUCUGAGCUGGUCCCUCCAGCCAGGUCUGGCAGCCAGAGAUGCUCCUAGGAUUGAUCCCCAAAGGAGCAAGCUCCUCCUCUCUCUCGCCACAGACAGAGAAAAGUACCAGGGACUUCCUGGAGGAGGAAGACAGUCUAUCUCCCAGGGCACAGGACUUCCAAGCUCCUAUGAGCCAGAGCAUUUCCCCUCCUCACGUACUUCCUGCUGUUUCUCCUGGGAAUUUUUCACACCAGCAAAGCAGUCCAACCUCUGUCUUUUGGUCUGCCCUGCUCUGAGCAGCCUGGGAUGCUGACCUCUCUUCAGAGAGAUUUUUUAUAUAGAGAGAGAUUUUUAUAGUUUGGAUACAAGCUAUGACUACCCUAGAACUCUCCCUCAUUUAAAAAAAUCAGUGAAGUUCAUUAACGUAGGUACCUAAAGUGACCUUAACUGAAUGUGGAUGAGGCAGGGGUGGGGUGGGUAUAUUGGCCACUUUUCCAGCUGACUCCCAAGGUGACCCUCAGACUUAUCCCACUGCCUGGCCAAGCCAUUGUCGACCCCCUUCCUAGGCCAUCUCCAGGGUUUGGGGCAGGAACAGUCUCCUCCGUUGUAAACACUGUGCCAAUGGAAGCUAUCAGUCUGGGUGCAGUGCAGGGCUCCACAGGCAGCUAAGUGCUGCCAACAAUAGCGUGUUCCCAGCAAGGAGCAUACGCCAUCAAGCUCGCCAUCGUGAUAUUGCUCUCAGAGUCUCUUGGUAGUUGGUGGCCUGCCACAAACCUGGCACCAUCAGGGUCUCAUAACACAUCAGAAGCCAGGGCUUGCUGGUCUGGUGGGAUCCUUCUGAAGGCUGCCGUCUCCUCUUCUGAUUUCUGGUUCCAAGGGGCCUGGUUGUAGAAUUUUGCCAUUGAGUUGGUAUCUGAGGCCUGUCCUCCUAGCCUCCCUUCUGUGGCUGGAGCCCUCAGUCCGUGUUCUCACAGGGAGUGCUUGCUAAGCGUCUGACCAGAUAGAAGAUGCCCAGGAGCCAGGAGCCAUCAGAAUUCCCAGUUUGGAAGCAACUUUUGCCCCUUCCCAUCCAGUGUAAUCUCUGCCAACCCCGUGAGGCUUAAGGUGUUACAGUCAUAAGUUUCUUUGUCUCUGUCAGAUGCUGCAUUUGUAAUAUCCAUGACUCCUGAGAAUCUGUUAUUUUUUUGGCCUUUUGGUUCUAAAAUUCAACUCUGACACUGGCUGACCUCUUCCCCGCCCUGUGCCUCGCGUGGCCUUUGAUCCUGGACAGGUGGGGGAGACUGACAAGAGCCCGGCCCAGAGCUCCGUGCAGGGCUUCUCCCCUGCUUACCUUUGGGAAGAAAUACUUUCAUCAGAGCAGACUGGGUCAGAGGUUGCAGGGCUAUAAGGACAUUAGACACCAAAGGUGGCAUUUGCUGCCUAGAACUGCUGCCUAGCUCUUAGCAGAGAAACUGUACAGAAAGAGCUUUUGUAUUCUCCCUCCCGGGAGAACAGGACAUGUUUUAAAUCCUGGGUGGACUCUGACAGAUGGUUUGUCUGUUCAGACUUGUUCACGAGCCUCAUUCAGAGACGCAGGAGCCCUUGUCCUCCGGCCUCCAUCCGAUGGUUAGGAAGGUGUGGCUUACUGGCUGGUUUCAUUUGCUGGAUUCAUUUGCUGUCCACAACCUCACACUAGGCACGUGCUUUAGAGCCCGUGGCACUGCUGGGCCAUCCAGAUCAUGAUUAGCCUCGGCAGUAAUAACAGCUUGUGUUCUGGAGGAGAGGGCGCAGGAGUUGUAGUCAGAUCCAGUGUAUGAUGUAGGCAAGCACUUUAUUCCUCUUUGGCCUGGUUUCCUCACCUGUAAAAUGGUGAUAAAACUGAUGGGGUUGUUGAAAGGCUGAGAUCAGAUAAAGCACGUCUAGGAGCACAUUGUAUACUUGAAAGAGACAAAGACACCUAUGUGGCUGUUGAUUAAUUUGACUGCCUCUUGUGGCACACCUACCCUGUGCCAGGCACUGUGCUUGUUUAGAGCUUUAUGGGUUUGGGACCCGCCCCAUCCUUGGGAAGUAGGAACUGUUAAUAUCCUCUUUCUGCACAAGGAAAAAACUAAUGCUCAAAAAAUUCUCAGAAUUUUGCCAAGGCUGCACAGCUAGUAGUAUUAAGCCAGGAUUUGACUUCCCAAAGCCAGUGCUAUUAGCCACCAGUUUACAGGGAUGCACUACUCUGCUCUGCUGCCUCCAGUUUACAGGGAUGCACUUCAUGCUGUGUGUGCCACAGAGGCUUCCGAUGGGAAAAUGAGCAGCCAGCUUAGUUCCCAUUGAGCUCCUUCUAGGGUUCUGCUCCUGCCAAGAGGUUUUGGGGAGGGUGAGAUCACCCAAGAAACAGAAAGCCCACGUGAAGCUACAGCUCUCUUGGGUGGUUAGUUAGGUCAACAUUCUUUCAUUCACCAGGUAUUUAUUGAUCACCUACUAUGUGCCAGGCUCUGUACCAGGUACUAGGGAUUCAGCAGAGAAUCAGACAUAAGGUCUUUGUUCUCAAGGAAUUUGUAUUCUAGUAAGUAGAAGACACUACAAACAAAUGUACCAUGGGAGGUGUUGAUUAAGCACUAUAAAGAAAGAUAAAGGGUGUGGGGUGCAGAGGGGAAGCAGUGCUGGUUUAGACAAGGAGCUCAGGUGAGCCUCUCCCAAGAGCUGCUGUGGAGGAGCGAGGGACACACUCAUCCAGAUGUCUGGAGGCAGCACACUCCCUCACCUCCCCCUCGCAGAGGAAACAGCAGUGCAGAGGUCCUGAAGCUGGAGACGGUGAGUGAAGAAUAGCAAGGAGGCCAGUGUGGCUGGAUUGGCAGGAGCGAGGCAGUGGGCAGAGCAGUAGAUCAGAGCAGGAGAGGUGGUGCGUCCUGCAGCCUGGAGGGCAGUGGUAAGGUCGAGGCUGGGCUUUUAUUUGGAAAAUAUGGGAAGCCUUUGUAGGGUCUGCACAGAGAGGGUCAUGGUCUGAUUUACAUUUUUGAAGCACCUGUCUGGCUGCCACAUGGAGAAGAGAUGGGAGGGAGGAAGGGUGGAAGCAGGGAGACCAAUGCAGGGCUGUUAGACAGAUGUAGGGGGGAGAGACACAGUGGGACUCAGGAUGGACUCAAGCAAGGAUCAUUGCAUUGAAGAUGGUGGGAAGUAGUCAGAUUAUGGAUAUAUAAAAUUAUUUUUAAAUUUCAACUUUUUUAAAGAUAUGUCUUUGCAUAGUUUUAAUCAUGCUAUGUAUAGAAUUUAAUAUCCUGUUUUUCACUUAAUAGUAUAUUUUCCAUGUUGGUACAUAGCCUGAAUAAAUGUCUUUAGUGACCUAAAAUUCCACUGAGGGCUGUCCCACAGUUUAUUGUUGUCCUAUUAUGAGAAUUUAGUAUAUUGUCAAUUUUUCGCUAUUAUUAUUUGAAAAUAUUUUUAUUUGUAAGAUUCCUUUCUGUAUCUAAAAUUUCCAUUAAGGUAAAUUCCCAGAAGUGGAUUUGUUAGAUCAAAGACUUAAAAAUAAAAACUUUUAUUAUGGAAAAACUCAAA